This is a messenger RNA of Cercopithifilaria johnstoni, 1272 nucleotides long. The record is from the annotation of a GenBank genome assembly. Lineage: Eukaryota; Metazoa; Nematoda; Chromadorea; Rhabditida; Onchocercidae.
AUGCAUCAUUUAAAUUUCACUAAUAAAGUAGUAAUUGUUACUGGAGCUGGUGGCAGUUUGGGAAAAGCUUAUGCGCUCGAAUUCGCCAAGAGGGGAGCACUUGUUGUUGUGAAUGAUAUCGGAACCACUCAUAAUGGAUCUUAUGCGAGAUCUCUCUCUGCAAAUGCGACUGUAGCGGAAAUAAAAUUUCUUGGAGGCAAAGCAGUUCCAAGUUUUGAUAGUGUCGAAUAUGGACAUAAAAUCGUCGAAACAGCAAUUACACAUUUCGGUCGAGUAGAUGUUAUCGUUAAUAAUGCUGGAAUUUUGCUUGACAAAUCUUUCCAAAAUAUGACCGAUGAUGACUGGGACUCAGUCUAUAGAACACAUGUUAAAGGCGCUUAUUCGGUUACUAAAGCGGCCUGGUCUUUUUUUAAAAAACAGCAGUAUGGGCGAAUUAUUUUCAUAUCUUCAAAUUCUGCAAUAUACGGUAAUUUUGGACAAGCAAAUUACGCAGCAGCAAAGAACGCAUUGAUUGGUCUUUCUCAUACAUUGGCAAUUGAGGGAAAUAGAUAUGGCAUUCAGUCGAAUGUGGUGAUACCGACCGCAUCGUCAAGGAUGACAGCGCAGUUAUUUCCCGAAGAAAGUUUGCAAGUUCUCAAAGCAGAAUAUGUAGUACCACUUGUUGUGUAUCUUGGACAUGAAUCUUGUCAAGAAACUGGAAAAGUUUUUGAAGCUGGUGCCGGUUGGUUUGGACAAAUUCAAGUUUAUCGGUCGAAAGGAAUGGUCUUGCCGGCUGCAAAUGCGGAAGCGAUUGCGGAUAAUUGGAUAGCGAUAACUGAUAUGACCUCUGCAAGACAUUUUGAUAGCAUACAAGAAGUGACGUUUGAUUUGCUAAACAGUGCAGAAAAAAAAGGCACAUCGGAAACAAGGUCGGAACUAGAUAAUGAGAAGAAAGAAGAAUAUAUGGAAUUGUUCAAGAUUGUAGCGGAGUCUUUAAACCGGAAAAGAGAUAGUAAUUCAGCAUCUUGUUUUAUGUUCAUGUUUAUACUUACGAAUGGAGUGAAUGCGUAUAGUUUUACAAUUCCUUUUGGCGAGGAUGGUGUUCCUUAUCAACAAGAAUUGAUCUGUGUUGUUGCGAUGCAUUAUGAUAUUUUCGAACAGAUUCUCAAUGGUCAGAUUAUAACAGAAAAGAUGAUCAAACCUGGGCAGAUGAUAAUUAUUGGUGAUAUAGGUGAGGAUGAUGUGGUGGAAUCCAUCAAUCAGUUGGCUAGGUCGAUGAAACCGAAACUUUGA